This is a messenger RNA of Ectocarpus siliculosus, 6857 nucleotides long. Lineage: Eukaryota; Phaeophyceae; Ectocarpales; Ectocarpaceae. The record is from the annotation of a GenBank genome assembly.
AUGGGUAUAGAAGAGGACACUCAACGGGGAUGGAAACGGAGAGAGGAUAUGGCGGAGGACCUGAGCUCGUGGUUCUGCCAGCUGUCUACUCAGGAGAGACUGCAGGCGAUCGCAGUGGAUGACGUCAUCUGGAUACGUCUCUUCAACGUUCUCUACCGCAAGCACAAGUCGUGGAUGAGCCAACGGGGCACGCCGCCAACAUGGGAACGAGAGAAGGUGCGAAAAAUAUACGAGAGGCUUCAGCGAAACGAGCAAAAUCGUGUUGCCGGCGUCGCCGCCGCCGCCGCCGCCAGUGCAUCUUCCGAUGCGGCAACGCCGCCCCACGAAGGCGCCCGCGCGCCCCCACCGUCAUUUGUUCCCCCGCCACGCACUGCGGCGGUGGCAGCAGGGACGAAACCGACGCCCGUGGAGACGGGAAGCCUCGACAACGGAGGGCCGGGCGCGGCAGGAGGCUAUUGCAGCGGGGGCGGUGGUAGCGUGCAGUCGGCGCUGCAGGUCGGGGAGCGGUUGAACGAUGCGGUCCGAUUGUGCAGCCUCGGGUGCGGCUCGGCGGGAGGGGGCGGCGGCGGAGCCAAGGGAGAGGGAGGGAGAGAAGGGGGGGCAUCAUCCGGGCCCCGCGGGGCGCUUACCCUCAGCGAGGCAGAGCUGUCUAAGCCGAGAAGACUGCUGAACGAUCUACGAUUAUUGGCUUGUCGCCCCUCCGAUGGCAAGGAACAGACAGCGGCGGCGGCGGCGGCUUCAGCGCUACCCAAAUCAGAGCAAGGGAAGGACGUGCGGGGCAAGCGGGGUGUGGCGGCGGCGGCGGCGCCAGCAGCAGCGGCGGAAGCAUCAUUACCAGCAGCGGGCUGUAAGGCGGGGUUCUUGACUCCGGCGUUGGCGGAGGAGGAGGCGAGGUGGGCGGGCGCGUCGGCGGAUUGCCACGAUCCGCUUAUGGAGACGGCGUGGUUGGCCGAGAGGUUUCCGAAGGCGACCCUCGGAGACCUGCUGGUCAACCGGCUGGAGCUCAGCUUGUGGGCGAGCUACUGGGGGCGCCGGCGACCACGGGGUUCAGUGGGCGGGAUCCCCGUGAGCCCGUUGGCUUCCGUCGCACAAGAGGCCGGCAUCCUGCGCGGAUACUGGCGGACGUUGCCUUUACGGCAAAGGCAUCAGAUCUUGGAGGGGCUGCCGGAGGCGGCGGCGUUGGCAAGCGACUCAUGCGACUCGACAGCCAGGAAUAGCAGCAGCAGCAGCAGCAGGAGUAGAGCCCGCGAGGAUGUGGUUCAAUGCCUCAUGUUUGCGCCAGCGGCGUGGUGCUUCCAGGACGACGGCGCCGCGGUGAAGCUCGUUGUCGGGCGUUUGCGGCGCGCCUACGGGGCCCAUGUGGCGGCGGCGGGAGUCAAGGCAACACCGGCGAUCGAGUCUCCGGCGCUGGAACCGGGUACCAGUAGCGACGACUCGAACGCUGGCGGCGGUGGUGGUGGUGGCGACGACUUCGCCAUCGAUUCGGCGACGGCCGCGACGACUACCGUCGGUGUCGGCGGCGGGGGACUAGACUCUUCGGACCACCGCAAGAAGCAAAAGAAGAGGAAGAAGAAGCAGAAGAACGCUUCGACUGCUUCGGCGGCCGCUGCUGCUGCGAGCUCGGUUGCUGCGGGGGAGGCGUCCGUGGAAAACCCACCCGUCUCAGGGGCGAAAUCGUUGGGAGAACGCGGCGUAGCCGCCCAAGCCGACGACGGGGCCGCCGCGAGGCCUGCCGGCGAGACGAGCCCCGGCCCAAGCGAGGGCAGUAGCGCAACCGAAGAGGCGGAGACGGAUAGCUCGGUAGGUGCCAACGUGACACCGUCAGCGUCGACGUCGGCGACAGCCGCGCCGCCGCCGUCGAAAGCGGCUGCCACCGUUGCUUCUGCUGCGGAGAGCGUGGCGGGGGGGAUUGACGACGGCGGUUGGGUGCUGUCCACCAGCCGACGGAGCAAGCCGAAAGAGGCCAAGGAGGAGGUGAGAGAGGUCCGGCGCGGCGGCGGCGGCGGCGGCGGGGGCAAAGGCGCCAAGGGCAAAGACGGGGGCAGCCAUCCCAAGGCCACCGCCGGGCACCGUGAGUCUCUCCGGGACUCGCACCGCGAGCCCUACCGAGAUAGGGGGGACGCGCCCUCGAGGGGGAGCAAGGGGUCGUCCGGCGGGAGCGGGGAAGGGCGGCAUGACCGCGACAGCAGCGGCGGCGGUGGCGCUCCGUGGGCUAGAGGGACGUCCCGCCAGGACAGCGGUAAGGGAGACGAGGGUCGGGUGUGGGGCAAGGAUAUCUCCACGAGGGACCGGCGAGAUGACCCCGGGGGUACCUGGUCCAAGUCGGGCGGCUCUCGUCGGGAAAGGCGUGACGGGAGCGGCGGCGGCGGCGGAGCGGGUCUGGGCUCGGGAUCUGGAGCGUGGCCGAGAGCCAGCGCGCGGAGGCGGGAGGACAGGGACGUCGAGGCGAGCUGGGUGCAGGGCGGGGAGGAGGAUGCGGGGCCGUGGGCCAAGAGAGGCGGUGGCGGCAAGAGCAGCAGCAGCAGCGGCAGCAGCGCGAAAGAGAACGGACACGCUCCCUCCGCAGCAGGCCGCUCGGCAAACCAACCGCAGCACACCCGCACCCGUUCGUCGUCUUUUGCGGACAUGGUCCGUGGUGCCAACGCCGCCGACGGCGUUCCCUCUGCCGUGUCUCCGCUGCGCAAGGCUGUGUCCGCCAAGUCGCCGAGGGUGGCGUCCACCCCGGAAGCAACCACCCCUUCGUGGGGCAGCGGCAAGAGCGUGGGGGCGCCGUCGUUUGCGACGGUGUUGCUGGGCGGCAGCGGCGCCACGUCGGGGUCUAGCAAGUUUCCCCCUCCUCCGGCCCUGAAGGCGGUGGACACGAAGGGCAGCGCUUCGGCGGUCUCUCCCUCAACCACUGUGUCGGCGUCACCGGUCACGGCGUCCGAACAGGCGGGAUGGAGUGACACGCCAGCCCCCGCCGCCGCAGAGGCGGCCGGCCCCAAGCCCGCCAAGCCGAUGGCGUGGACCACUGGCAACACGGCCAGCGUGCUGCGUGCCGCCAUAGGAGAGCCGGCGCCGAGCCGCAACACGAGCAGCGGCCACAAGGUUCCCCAGGAUCGGGCGUCUUCACCGGGAAGUGGCAGCGAAGGCUGCGAAGGAAAGGCCGCGGAGGCGGGAAAGAGUCCGCCCACCGGGAAGAGCGGAGGAGGCGGCGGGGCAGCGAGUCCUAAGGCCGGCGAGGUGAUGGACGUAAUGGUGGAGGUGCUCGACCUCGUCGGCGACGUGAUCGUCAGGAGAGCGCACUCCAGGGCCAGCAAGGCCAAGUCUUACGCGCAGGCCAUCGCGGAGUCGGAGGGGCGCGCGCAGGCGCUGGCGACCGCGUACCAGCGCCACGACGGCCUGCUGCAGGGCUCGUCGUGGGAGGGCGGCGGCUCGGCCAACAAGCACGCGGCGGGCACGAGCGAUGCGACGGACUCGGUUGCCUCGACGGCGUCGGCUACCGCGGAGACUGCGGAGAGCUCUCCGGCGGUAGAGCGGAGACGAGCAGGAGCCCCGAGCUUCGAUAGCGGCGGCGGCGGCGGCGGCGGCGGCGGCAGCAAGGCUUGGUCCGACCGCGGUCCCGAGCGGGACCGGGGUUCCAACGCGGCGUCCUGGGCACGCGGCAACACGCCUCCGGCGGCCGCGAGACAGGCGGCACGGAGAGCGGGCGGCGAUACCGGCCGGGCAUGGGUGCGCUCCGGGCAGCAGCAGCAGCAGGGUCUCGGCAGCGGGGGGCACCCGGGAGCCGCGCCGAUGCACGACCUGAGGGGCGCCAGGUCUCGCGGCCACAAGCCGGCGAUGCCCUCUGCGCCCCCCCCCCAGCAGAUGCCUCACAACCAGCAUCAGGGGAUGGGCGAAGUGUCGGAGGAAGGACGCGGGUCUGCUGCGUCGCUGCUCUUGCCGCGGGCACCGGCCGCCUUGCGGGCUUCGAUGUCGGCCCCUCUUGGCCGGGACGCGGCGGCGGACGGUAGCAGCGACGCUCUCUCUCGGGGGGCGCUGACUACCCAGCCGGACGUGAGCAACGUCAUACCAUCUCCGCGCAUUCUGCGGAGCCCCUCCCGUCGCCACAGGCCACGAAGCAGCAGCGCCGGCAGCGGCACUAGGCACUCCGGGAUGCACGGCGGCGCCGGCGGCGGAGCGGGGUACCACCCGUACCCUCAGCACCAACAGCACCAGCACCAGCACCAGCAAGAGAGCUGGCAGAACAGCAGCGACUGGGCUCUGUCCGCUGGAGGCAACGGAGGCGGCGCUCCCCGUGGCGUAAGGUUCAUGCAGAAGCUGGGCAGAGCGAUGCGCCCUCGACGACGAGCGUGGAGUCAGGUGAUCGCCCGCGUGCGAGAGCUGGUGUCCGGUAUCUGGAAAGAGGCGAGAGUGGAGAUGUACGGUUCUUGCUUCACAGGUUUGGAACUUCCGAGCAGUGACGUGGAUGUGGUGGUGUGUGGUAUCAAUGGCCUCAAGUACAGCUACGGGGGCUCCCGCGCGGGGUACAGCAGCAUGCAGACGGUGGCCAACCUGCAGAAGCUCGCCAACGUCCUGCAAGAGCAGACCUGGGUGCGCGGGAUGAAGGUGAUCGAAACGGCGGCCGUGCCCGUGAUCAAGAUACUGGCGGAUCCAGUCUCUAACGGCAACGGGCAGUUCAUGUUCGACGACAGCCGCAACGGCAGGGACGGCUGGCUGGGGGGGGGCAGUGGGCUCGACUACAUCCCGCUCGACAUAUCUUUCGAAAGCCCCCAGCACGGUGGAAUCGCGUCUUCCAAGUGGGUGCGAGAUUGCAUCCAGGGCGGCAAGUACGGCUUCGCGCUGCCGGCAGUGAUGGUGCUCAAAGAGAUCCUGUGCCAGAGAGGACUCAAUCAGCCGUGGUCGGGAGGCCUCAGCAGCUACUCGCUCAUCAACAUGAUGAUCACCGUCCUGCAGAGGGCGGAGGUGGAGCGCGCCCGGGCUCGAAGAAUCGUGGCCUGCGCCCAAGCCGCGGCGCUCGCGGCCGCCGCGCGUGGGGUCCGGCAGGGCCCGCUGCCACCCCCGGCCGCGUUGCCGCUGCCCGGGCAGGUGGCGGUUGCGCCGCAACAGCAGCAGCUGGGCGUGAUGGGCCCUCCCCCCCCCCCUCCUCCGUCGCCGGUGCCCCCGCCGACCCUGGUGCCGGCAGCAGCGGCGCCUGCGCAUGUUGUGGCGGGCCCGGGCCACGAGAUGGGGGCGCCCAGCGGCGGCGGCGAUGAGCAGGUUGCGCCUCUGGUGGAGGAGCGGGUAGGUCAGUACGUGGAGGGAGAUGACGAUGAUGAUGACGGAGUGGCGGCGGCGGCGGCGGCGGCUGGAGUGGGUGGGCUUUGUGCGACGAGGUCGAGCGACAGCGGCAGCAGCGGCGGGUCUGCUUCCGGCUACCCCGGCCACGAACCCCUUGCGAAUGUCUCCUCCGCCGGCGGGGAUGCCGUCUCCUCAGCCUGCGGUUCCCCUGCCAGCGCGGACAGAGCGGGGGGCAUGAGCGACGACGCCGAGAACAUGGAAGGGGCCAAGAGCGAGAGCGCCCCGAUCACGGUCGGCAGUAUCGCAGAGCACCAGCAACCCAAUCCUCCUGUCACUGACGGCUCAUAUGACGGCCGAAGCCCGCCAUUGCCGCCGCCACCGCUCAACACCGCACCGUCUCAAAGAGAGCAGUCCUCGUCCCCGCCGGCAGCGCAGCCUGCAGGAGGCGUUUCCACGAAGGGACCGGGGGACGUCAACGACCAAGCCGCUCUUGCAGACGCCGCCGCUUCGGCUGCCUCCGCAAAUAGCAGCGGCUCUCCGGACGAGAGCGUGGUGGGCGGCGCUCGCGCCCCGACGCCACCGCAGGCGCAGUACAACCUCGGCAUGAACGCCGAGCUGUUCAACAUGAAGCACAUGGAGAUCAACCUCUCGCAGGAGGAGGUGGACCGCGCGGACUUGAGUGGCAUGACCCCCGGUGAGGUACUGGUCAGGUUCUUGGCGUUCUUCGGCCGACAGUUCGACCCCACGCGGGUGGGCAUCAGCGUAGGGCGCGGCGCCAUCAGCAACCCGUUCGCCCUCACGCCGUCGGUGGACCCGCGGACGGGGAUGCCGGUGAUGGAAGCCCACGUGGUUAUCGAGGACCCUCUGGACAGGGACCAGAAUGUGGCACGGAGUUGCUUCGGCUUCCCGCAGGUCCAAUGGCUGUUCGGGCAGUACCUGUCGGUGUUGCAGGAGAGGGGAGCCGACAUGGCCGAGUUCGACCGCGACGCUGACCUGCUGCAGAUGCUACUGUACUACUAGGAUGGGGCGGGGAGCAGCCUCUCUCUCUCGCCUUUUGACCCGCACUCGGUUGGCGUUCUGAAGUGAACGCCGACGACUAGAUUGGUUUUGAUUGGUCGACCUCUGGUGGCUGUUCUAUCGUCCUCGUGAGUGAGUUGAGUGUGUGCAAACCAGCACAUUGCCGUGCUGGGUUUUUGUCUUGGGGUUGGGGUUGGGGGGGAGGGGGGGCUGAUGUUUGUGUGGUUAAGUCUUUCGGUUUCGGUUUUGCACUUUGGUUUGUUUGUUUCGGCCACGUUGUUCCAUUUGAUCAUGUGUUUGACGGGGUGGGGGGGGGGGGGUGAUGACUUUUGGUGUGUUUCUUGCUUCUUUUGGGUCCUCCUGUCGUGUCUGAACGAGCAGGCUUGCGUGUACCCUGGUAAUGCAAGCGUUGCGCGGGGAAGAACGCAGCGAAGUCCACCUGGCACGGACGGCGAUUGGCCACGAUUAUUUAUUGUUCGCAACACCGCAGCGAGAACGGCUACCAACACGGUACCUUAAACUCGAGUAGGCGGUUCGGUUGGUUCCUCUGUGAUGGUUUCUACGAAACAUCGGGAGGGGGG